Drosophila novamexicana is the source of this 927-nucleotide messenger RNA. RefSeq names its product 40S ribosomal protein S3a (gene RpS3A). The transcript has 2 exons. Gene Ontology annotation, biological process: translation. Gene Ontology annotation, cellular component: cytosol; ribosome. The record is from RefSeq and is a predicted model, not a curated record. Gene Ontology annotation, molecular function: structural constituent of ribosome. Lineage: Eukaryota; Metazoa; Arthropoda; Insecta; Diptera; Drosophilidae. The coding region runs from base 20 to 826 and encodes 268 amino acids.
UCCGGUUUAAGCGUUUACGAUGGCGGUCGGCAAAAAUAAGGGUCUCUCGAAAGGCGGCAAAAAAGGUGGCAAAAAGAAGGUGGUCGAUCCAUUCUCUCGCAAGGAUUGGUACGAUGUUAAAGCACCGAAUAUGUUUCAAACCAGGCAGAUUGGCAAAACCCUCGUGAACCGCACUCAGGGCCAAAGAAUUGCCUCUGACUACCUUAAAGGUCGUGUCUUUGAAGUAUCGCUAGCCGACUUGCAAAAAGAUAUUGACCCCGAGCGCUCAUUCCGCAAAUUCCGUCUGAUUGCUGAAGAUGUGCAGGAUCGCAACGUGCUCUGCAAUUUCCACGGCAUGGAUUUGACCACAGACAAGUACAGAUCGAUGGUCAAGAAAUGGCAAACUCUCAUCGAGGCGAUCGUGGAGGCUAAGACCGUCGAUGGAUACCUCUUGCGCGUCUUCUGCAUUGGAUUUACGUCCAAGGACCAGCAAUCGCAGCGGAAGACAUGCUAUGCCCAGCAGUCGCAGGUCCGUAAGAUACGCGCCCGCAUGACGGACAUCAUUACCAAUGAGGUCAGCGGCGCUGAUCUGAAGCAGUUGGUUAACAAGCUGGCUUUGGAUUCUAUUGCCAAGGAUAUUGAGAAGAGUUGUCAGCGUAUCUAUCCAUUGCACGAUGUGUACAUUCGCAAGGUGAAAGUACUCAAGAAGCCGCGUUUCGAUGUGUCCAAACUACUGGAGCUCCAUGGCGAUGGAGGCGGCAAGACCACAGAGGCUGUCGUUUCCGCCGAGGGAGCCGUAAUUGAUCGCCCCGAGGGCUACGAGCCUCCCGUACAGGAAGCUGUUUAAGCUUGAUUUGGACAAAGUGCGCAUACAUGGAAAACAGUUGCAUUCAGAGACUCUGUCUUUCAAUAUAAACAACAAAAUAAAUAUAAAAAAGUAAUAUUUUA